Molecule: messenger RNA, 2580 nt
Organism: Nymphaea colorata (pocket water lily)
Lineage: Eukaryota; Viridiplantae; Streptophyta; Magnoliopsida; Nymphaeales; Nymphaeaceae
Product: transmembrane 9 superfamily member 11
Exons: 1
Coding region: 443-2416 (657 amino acids)
Biological process (GO): protein localization to membrane
Cellular component (GO): membrane
Source: RefSeq, a predicted model, not a curated record
AACCGAUAUUUUUUGAACGAUUUUGCUGAAGACGAUUCUGACGACGGUUUCUUCGAGACCCUAUUUUGAUACAGUCGACUUUUCAAUAUUCAUUGUGGACAUUUCUUCAACUCUCUUCCAAUAAAUCUCUCCGUCGGUCUGUCUCUCCCUCUCUCUGCCUUCUCCUGACUCCUGAUUCUCAGUGCCGCUUCUCACCAUCUUGGUCCUCCUCCAUCGUGUCCCUUCUUUCUCAGCAAGAGGUAAGGCCUCAUCUGUGACUUCCCUUAUUUUCCUUUUGCUGCUGCCUUUUCGUGCCUUUACACAAGUCCAGAUCUGUAGAUCCCAAUAUAGCCAAGAUCUGAGAGAAGUCAUCUGUAGCCGUGCCCUUCCAUUGGGCAUCUUCUAGAUCUAAGGUAAAGAAGGUAGAAACUUCUUGGUGAUCCAGAAAGUUGGGUGUUCAUCAAUGGAUCCGUUUCCAAGAUUCAGAUUUUUGGUGCUGGUUCUAUGUUUGAUCUUGAACUCUGGAGAUGGGUUCUACCUCCCAGGUAGUUACCCACACAAAUAUUUGGAAGGGGACAAGCUAUCCGUGAAGGUGAAUUCCAUAACAUCGGUUGAUACAGAGAUGCCCUUUAGCUAUUAUAGCUUGCCCUUCUGCCAGCCUCAGGAAGGGAUCAAGGAUAGCGCGGAGAAUCUCGGCGAGAUCUUGAUGGGUGAUAGGAUCGAGAACUCCCCUUAUCAGUUCAAGAUGAAGGGUAAUGAAACUGAGAUCUUUCUCUGCAUGACCGCCCCCCUUACAGCAGACCAAGUUAAGUUGCUCCAGCGUAGGAUAGAUGAGAUGUAUCAGGUGAAUCCGAUGCUCGAUAAUCUUCCGGCGAUUCGAUACGCGAAGAAGGACACUUAUUACCUCAGAUUUACGGGGUACCCAGUUGGGUAUCAUGCCUCUAAUGGGUAUUACUUGUUCAAUCACUUGAAAUUCACUGUAUUGAUUCAUAAGUACGAAGAGAACAAUGUGGCCAGGGUGAUGGGAACAGGGGAUGCGGCGGAAAUGAUCCCACCAGUGGAGAAGACUGGCAGCAGCGCGCCUGGUUAUAUGGUUGUGGGUUUUGAGGUUGUCCCUUGUAGCCAACAGCAUGACGCCAAUCUGGUUAAGAACUUGAAAAUGUAUGGCAAGUACCCUUCUGCCAUAACAUGCGACCCAUCUACACUAUCAAUGGUAAUGAAGGAAGGGCAGCCUGUAGUGUUUUCUUAUGAGGUUUCUUUCGUGGAGAGUGACAUAAAGUGGCCGUCGAGAUGGGAUGCUUACUUGAAAAUGGAAGGAUCAAAGGUGCAUUGGUUUUCAAUUCUCAAUUCUCUCAUGGUCAUUGCCUUUCUUGCGGGUAUCGUGUUUGUGAUCUUCCUCAGAACCGUUCGGCGAGAUCUCACGCGUUAUGAAGAGCUUGACAAGGAAGCACAAGCUCAGAUGAAUGAGGAGCUCUCCGGAUGGAAACUUGUUGUUGGUGAUGUGUUCAGAGCUCCCGAUAGUCCUCUUUUACUUUGUGUCAUGGUGGGAGAUGGAGUUCAGAUUCUUGGCAUGGCAGUAGUAACCAUUCUUUUUGCCGCUCUUGGUUUCAUGUCUCCAGCUUCACGGGGUACACUCAUUACCGGCAUGUUGUUCUUCUUCCUUGUUCUUGGGAUAUUGGCUGGUUAUGUGGCCGUUAGACUUUGGAAGACAAUAAAAUGUGGUGAUAUCUCUGGGUGGAUGUCGGUUUCUUGGCGUGUUGCUUGUUUCUUCCCCGGCAUUGCAUUCUUGAUUCUCACUGUCCUAAACUUCCUGUUAUGGGGUAGUCACAGCACCGGAGCUAUUCCCUUCGCCUUGUUCAUUAUUUUGCUUUUGCUUUGGUUUUGUAUCUCUGUGCCUCUCACACUUGUUGGAGGAUAUCUUGGAGCAAAGGCUCCACAUAUUGAGUACCCAGUCAGAACCAAUCAAAUUCCUCGGGAAAUACCUUCCCAGAAGUACCCAUCAUGGUUGCUUGUUCUUGGAGCGGGUACACUUCCUUUUGGGACACUCUUUAUCGAGCUUUUCUUUAUAAUGUCGAGCUUAUGGAUGGGCCGUGUUUACUAUGUCUUCGGCUUCCUGUUUGUCGUGAUGGUUCUGCUGGUUGUCGUCUGCGCUGAAGUUUCACUUGUUCUCACUUACAUGCAUCUGUGUGUGGAGGACUGGAGAUGGUGGUGGAAGUCCUUCUUUGCUUCUGGUUCUGUUGCCAUAUACAUUUUCCUCUACUCCAUCAACUAUCUUGUUUUCGAUCUUCAGAGUCUCAGUGGUCCAGUUUCUGCCACUUUAUACCUUGGGUACUCGCUUCUCAUGGUGUUAGCGAUAAUGCUUGCGACGGGAACUACAGGCUUCCUUUCUUCUUUCUGGUUUGUGCAUUUCCUGUUCUCGUCCGUUAAACUAGAUUAAGGUCACCAGCACACGAAAAUUCAGAGGCGAAGAGGCGGACCACAGCUUAAGUUCAUUUAAUCGAGCAGUUUGAUGUAGUUUUGUGGAUGUUCAUUCCAUUUUGUUUUUGUUCCAAGAUUAUGUAAUUGAUAAGACAAGACGUGAAUGAUGUUGUGUUAGUUCAA